AUGCCGCUCUUGCUAAGGACCACGGCACCCAGCCCCAGCAUCGACGAGCUCGUCUUUGCAGUGACAGCGGCUCCACUGUCGUCACAACGCUCGGCGUCCUCGACCACGUCGGAGCGGUCGCUCUGCGCCACACACGACCGGCCUUCAGUUCGUCGUCGGCGCAGUACAGUCGGCACCGAUUCUGAGGUUGCCGACUGGUUGCCGUCCACUUCCAACGACUUGGGGCGUCACUUCGCGAUGGGACGAUGCAGUCAUCAAAGCGUGAAGUGUGACGGGGACGUUGCUAUUACGAGCAAAGACGCAGCGGCGGAGGAAGAUAAGCGCUCAUCGCGUGACACUCAGCUCGAGGACGACGACCACUUAUCCAGUGGCGCUAGCUUUGCGUCCGAAGCGGGGCGUAUUUCUGGUGCUCGGAGCUGCAUUUGCUCGUGUGCUGACGCAAACGAGUUCGGCAUCACGUUGUCGUCCGUGAUCAUAGAAGGUCGUCAGCUGGCUGUUGUGGACAAAGAACUGCGGGACCUCCGCACGACCCUCGUGCGUAAAUUGUGCUCGCGGUUGACAAAGAUUUCCGGUUUCGGAAGAAGGAAGCCAUCGGGUUUGAAACCAGUCGCUUGA
Molecule: messenger RNA, 615 nt
Organism: Peronospora matthiolae
Lineage: Eukaryota; Oomycota; Peronosporomycetes; Peronosporales; Peronosporaceae
Source: the annotation of a GenBank genome assembly